This is a messenger RNA of Paramecium pentaurelia, 1120 nucleotides long. Lineage: Eukaryota; Ciliophora; Oligohymenophorea; Peniculida; Parameciidae. The record is from the annotation of a GenBank genome assembly.
UUAUGUUUGCUAUCACGAAGUAGGCAUUGUUUAGGCAAUAAGCAAUGAAACUCAUGAAUCGAUUUGCUGUAGUUGCCAACAAUAAACCAGAAAAAGGACCAUCACAAGUAAUAUUAAAUAUUAAAGAUCAAGGGUCAUUUAACAGACAAAUACACAGUCAUAGAUCAUACUUAUGAUGCAGUUGUUGUAGGAGCUGGUGGAGCUGGAUUAAGAGCAGCUUUUGGUUUAGUUGAAUUAGGUUUUAAGACUGCAUGCAUAUCUAAGCUAUUUCCAACUAGAUCACAUACUGUUGCAGCAUAAGGAGGUAUUAAUGCAGCCUUAGGUAACAUGACAGAGGAUGAUUGGAGAUGGUAUUAAUGAUCAAAAUUUACAUAGGCAUGCAUAUGAUACUAUUAAAGGAUCAGAUUGGUUAGGUGAUUAAGAUGCUAUUACAUAUAUGUGCAAAGAAGCACCCAAGGCUGUUUAUGAAUUGGAAAGUUAUGGUUUACCAUUUUCUCGUACUCCUGAAGGCAAAAUUUAUUAAAGAGCAUUUGGAGGUUAAAGUUUGAAGUUUGGAACAGGUGGAUAAGCAUAUAGAUGUUGUGCAGUGGCUGAUCGUACUGGACAUGCUAUGUUACAUACACUUUUUGGCAGAGCUUUAGGUUAUGAUUGCAUUUUCUUUGUUGAAUAUUUUGCACUUGAUUUAAUGAUGGAUGAAUAAGGGUAAUUUUAUAUUUAUUAUAAAUUUAUAGAGCUUGUAGAGGAGUUGUAUGUAUGUCGAUGGCAGAUGGAUCAAUCCAUAGAAUUAGAGCUGGAUAUACUGUUAUUGCAACAGGAGGAUAUGGAAGAGCAUUUUAAUCAUGCACAUCAGCACAUACAUGCACUGGUGAUGGUGGUGGUAUGACAAUUAGAGCUGGUUUACCUAUGGAAGACUUAGAAUUUGUAUAAUUCCAUCCUACUGGUAUUUAUGGAUCUGGAUGUCUUAUGACUGAAGGAUGUAGAGGUGAAGGAGGUAUUCUGAGAAAUUCAUUGGGUGAAAGAUUUAUGGAAAGAUAUGCUCCUACUGCUAAAGAUUUAGCUAGUAGAGAUGUUGUUUCUAGAGCUAUGACUAAAGAAAUUUUAGAAGGAAGAGGGUAAUUAU